AAGAGCUGCGCGUGCGCGUACGUAAACUAGCAGCCUUUUCUAAUUCUGCACCGACGUAUGUCUUUUUCUAUCGGGGAAAAAUUACAUACUCUACGUUUAGUAAACACAAACAGCAGCAGCCCUGCCCCGACGCGCCCCAACCGCAAGCGGAGCUGUCAUGUGGCAGGAGGCCCGCAAACAUGAGCGCAAACUGCGUGGAAUGAUGGUGGACUACAGACGCCGUGGGGAGAGACGGCGAGAGUUCUAUGAGAAAAUUAAAAAGGAUCCAGCCCAGUUCCUGCAGGUUCAUGGCAGAGCCUACAAAAUCCACUUGGAUUCUGCCGUAGCCCUAGCAGCUGAGAGUCCCAUCAAUAUGAUGCCUUGGCAAGGAGAUACCAACAACAUGAUUGAUAGGUUUGAUGUCAGGGCACACCUGGACUACAUCCCCACCUAUACACCACCUCUCCUGAACACAACCACCCCAGAGCAGGAAUCCGAAGAGAGGAAGUGCAAUUAUGAGCGCUACAGAGGUCUGGUGCAGAAUGACUUUGCAAACAUCUCUGAAGAGCAGUGUUUGUACCAGAUCUAUGUGGAUGAACUUUACGGUGGCCUGCAGAAACCAAAUGAGGAUGAAAAGAAAAAACUUGCUGAGAAGAAAGCUCAAAUCGGAUAUACCUAUGAGGACAGCACAGUGACUGAAUCAGAUGCACAGCUUGAGAAGGAAAAUGAAGAUGACUCUGAAAAUAGCGAGUCUGAGGAAGACGAGGUCAUCCCUGACAUUGAUGUUGAGGUGGAUGUAGAUGAACUGAGUCCAGAGCAGGUGACUGAGAUUAACAAGAUGGCUUCCACUUAUGGCAUGGCAGAAGGGGAUUUUGUCUGGAUGUUGAGGAAGGACAAGGAGGAAGUGGAGGCCAUUAAGUAUGCUAAAGCACUGGAGGCUGAGAAGGCCAUGUACUCUGGCAGACGAUCUCGCAGACAGCGCAGAGAGUUUAGAGAGAAGUAUAUGAAAGGCAGGCAGAUCAGCCCACCCAGCUAUGCCAGAAGAGACAGUCCCACAUAUGACCCCUACAAACGGCCACAGUCAGACUCAAGUUCAGAGACACGCUCUCGUUCCCGAACCCCAGGCAAUGACAAGAUCACCUUCAUCACUAGCUUUGGGGGCAGUGAUGAUGAGGGAGCCACAGCCACACAAGCCCCACCUGCAGCUGCACCAAGCCACAUCACCUCCAACUCCGCAGGUCAUAGCAGGGGCUCCCGCCGAAGACGCUCCUCCUCCAAUCAGUCUUCCUCACGGUCCUCCUCACGCUCAUCGUCCCAUUCCCGGCGGAAUCGCCGUUCUCGUGGGGGCAGAGACGGGGACAGCCGUUACUCUCGAACUCUGUCUCACCGACGGUCUGACUCCCGUUCGCAGCAGCGCAGUGGAGGAGGUGGCUCAAUGAGACGAUACGAAAGGACACGUUCUCGUUCCACAGAUCGGGACAGGGGUAGAGACCGAAACGGGAACAGAGAAAAAGACCGGGACAGGGGGAGGCACUACACAGGCCGUAGACGAACCAGGUCUCGCUCGCGUUCACGCUCAGCUGAUCGUUACCAGCGAAGGAGUCGCAGCUCUGCAUACAGGAGGGGUGGCAGUGUCAGUCAAAGCCCCUCCCACUCACCUGCUGCCAGCCUCAGCCCCUCCCCCUCCUCCUGUUCUGCUCAUCCUGCCUCUGCAACUGCUGACAAACUGAGAAAGCCUGAAACUCCGGGUGGUAAAGAAACUGGAGCUGCCAAACUUGUUCUAAAGUCAUUGUGUCCAUUGCAGCCCAAGAUGACACCCCAGGAAAAGCUCAAACUCCGUAUGCAGAAGGCUUUAAACAAGCAAUCCAAGGCGGAUAAGAAGGCAGCACAAGCCAAGAUCAUGCAACAGGAGAACAAGCGACAGGAACGAGAAGGUGUUUUGCGCGCAAUGGCACGGAAAAUACGCAUGAAGGAACGAGAACGGCGGGAGAAAGAGAGAGAUGAAUGGGAGAAGCAGUAUGGGCGACAGAGCCACUCGCCCUCCCCCAAUGCCAAACACGGUCGGGACUACAGCUCAUCCAGAAGGAGAUCACGGUCGAGAUCGAGAUCACGGAGUCCUCAUUACCGGUAGUGAAGAAUCACCUGAUAAAACAGCGAGGGAGUGCAGAAGACGAUGAGACCUGUCAAACAAAUGUGGAACAGAAAUCAAAUAGGACUAAAGGAUGACAAUAUUGAGAUUACACAUGAGUUUGGGAAAAUUACCAAUAAAAUGAUUUGACUCACUUCAGCUAUUCCUACAUCUUCUGAAGACUACACUGUAAAAUCUUAAUUAUAUGACUACCAUUGCUAAAAUCUGUAAAUUGUCUUGCUCUAAACACAUUUUCCCUUCCUUUUUUUUUUUUUUUUUUUUUUAUAUAUAACAAAUCAAAUUAGAUGGGUUGCCACGAUAAGAUAGUAGUGUUCGGAGCUGGAAACUUGAAUAGCAUCUUGCUUGCCUUUACAUUGGAGUAAAGUUUAAGCAGUCUAGUAUAAAAUUAAGAUUCAGAUUAACCCAUUUCUCUCCUGUGUCUCCUACCCACAUCCCAUUAAGCAGGGAAUUUGUAGGUGACCAUACAUCAUGUGAGAGAGCACAUCCCAUUAUUGUAAAUGUUGCCUUCGUUUAAGAAUGUGAUUGAUUUUGGCACACUGAAAUACCUAAUUUUAUUCAUGAAAUACCAACAGAAAAUUUUUUUUUUGAAUUCGUGCUUACGCAAAUUGUCUCAUUGAAUUCAAUUAAGAAUGGUUUUACUAACAAUAUAUGGACAAAUUAGUUUUGCUUGUGUUUCAUGAGUGAGGUCAAAUGUCUCUUUGUUUUUAAGUGCAGAUUCCAAAUGCCUAUUAUAUUUUUCCCAGCAAUGUAAAUGUCAGGAUAACUUCGUCCAAUAAUAUCAGGUGGUUUUGUCUUUCACUUAAAACAAUUUCAGAUGUGGGCAUUCAAAAUAAACUCUAAAAAGUAAUGUAUGAAAG
Messenger RNA from Xyrauchen texanus (razorback sucker), 2985 nucleotides. RefSeq names its product CLK4-associating serine/arginine rich protein-like. The record is from RefSeq and is a predicted model, not a curated record. Bases 158 to 2110 code for a protein of 650 amino acids. NCBI's taxonomy places the organism in Eukaryota, Metazoa, Chordata, Actinopteri, Cypriniformes, Catostomidae. The transcript has 21 exons.